Pteronotus mesoamericanus is the source of this 2258-nucleotide messenger RNA. It is a transcript of the gene GDF2, whose product is annotated as growth differentiation factor 2. The transcript is spliced from 2 exons. The record is from RefSeq and is a predicted model, not a curated record. The coding region runs from base 1 to 1290 and encodes 429 amino acids. Gene Ontology annotation, molecular function: growth factor activity; cytokine activity. Gene Ontology annotation, cellular component: extracellular region. Gene Ontology annotation, biological process: BMP signaling pathway. Lineage: Eukaryota; Metazoa; Chordata; Mammalia; Chiroptera; Mormoopidae.
AUGUGCCAUGGGGCCCUGUGGGUGGCCCUGCCUUUGUUGUCCCUGCUGGCCUGCUCUGGGCAGGGGAAGCCUCUGGAGAGCAGGGUCCGGAUGUUGACCGGGGCCGAUGCCCACCGUCUGCUAGGGGGCCCUGAAGGUGAGCAGGCUGGAGGCACCUUCGACCUGAGGAUGUUUCUGGAGAACAUGAAGGUGGAUUUCCUGCGCAGCCUCAACCUGAGUGGGGUGCCUUCCCAGGACAAAACCCAAGCGGAGCCACCACAGUACAUGAUUGACCUGUACAACAGAUACACCACUGAUAAGUCUUCCACCCCUGCAUCCAACAUCGUGCGCAGCUUCAACGUGGAAGAUGCUGUCUCUGUGUUUGCCACCGAAGACUUCCCCUUCCAAAAACACAUCUUGCUAUUUAACAUCUCCAUUCCCAGGCAUGAGCAAAUCACCAGAGCAGAGCUUCGACUCUACAUAUCCUGCCAAGGUCAUGAGGACUCUUCUCAUGAGCUGAAAGGAAGCAUGGCCAUUUAUGAUGUUCUGGAUGGAGCAGACAUGUGGGAUGCUUCUGCAGGAACCAAGACCUUCCUAGUGUCCCAGGACAUUUGGGAUGAGGGCUGGGAGACUUUUGAGGUCUCCAGUGCUGUAAAGCGGUGGGUCAGGGCAGACUCCACCAAGAGCAAAAAUAAACUGGAAGUGACUGUGGAGAAUCACAGAAAAGGCUGUGACAAGCUGGACAUCAGUGUUCCCCCAGGCUCCAAAAACCUGCCCUUCUUUGUUGUCUUCUCCAAUGACCGCAGCAAUGGGACCAGGGAGACCAGGCUGGAACUCAGGGAGAUGAUCAGCCAUGAGCAGGAAAGUGUGCUGAAGAAGUCCAACAAUGGCCUGGCAGAGGCAGGUGAGAACAAGGAUGAAAAGGAGGUUGUGGAAAGCCACAUAGCCUCAGGGUCAUCAUUAACCAGACAGAAGAGGAGUGCUGGGACCAACAACCACUGUCAGAAGACAUCCCUGCGGGUGAACUUUGAGGACAUUGGCUGGGGCACCUGGAUCAUUGCGCCCAAGGAGUAUGAUGCCUAUGAGUGCAAAGGUGGCUGCUUCUUCCCCUUGGCUGAUGAUGUGACCCCAACGAAACACGCCAUUGUGCAGACCCUGGUGCAUCUCAAGUUCCCCAUGAAGGUGGGCAAAGCCUGCUGUGUGCCCACGAAACUCAGCCCUAUCUCCAUCCUCUAUAAGGAUGACAUGGGGGUUCCCACCCUCAAAUACCACUAUGAAGGGAUGAGCGUGGCAGAGUGUGGAUGCAGGUAGUGCCACCUGUGGGUGGGGAAGAUCAGGUUCGGGGAGUUGUAAUGACAUGUCCUGCUUACCCCUGGGCAUGGCAGGGACUAAGUUUAUCUGCAUGCCAACCUGGAAAAGAAAAAAGAACUGUCACUUCUUUGAGGUAAAGGCCUAUUCUCCCUUUCAUGGCCCACCCCAAGCACAUCGCUGGGAUUAACUGCAGGGGAAAAUGAUGGCAAGAGGAGGUAAGGAUCUAGAGCAGAGGGAAGCCUGGAAAGGUUGUUGGGGUUGAAAGGGAGAUGAUGGAAGUGGGACAAGAGGAAAAAUAAUCCAGAAUCAGCAGAACACAGAUCAGAUGUGAGCCAGAGGAGAAUAGACAGAUAGGUGAUAUGAAGACAUUUAUAAAAAUUAGAGUUAAGGGGGUUGGGGCUUAUUCCAAUAACCUCAGGGAGUGUGGGGAAAAGAAGUGGGCUAUGUGCUCUAUACCAAUCAUUUGACAUAUUCCUGCAACCCAGUGAGAUGGCCAUUAUUAUCCCCAAUUUAUAUAUGCCAAACCCAAAACUCAGGUCAAGUAGCACCUGUCAAUCGCCUUAUUCCAUCUCACAUGUUUCCAUACGUCUGCCUGUCUCCAACAGUGCCUCAUUGCAGAUUAGCAGGUCACCUUGUAACUAAAAAUCAAUUAGAUGUUGGGAGGUGAGGAGUGUAGGACACUGGGCUGAGAUGGGCCAGUACCACCAAUAUGACUGGGCUGCCUAUUACAACAAGGGCCUAUUCCACCUGCUCAGUGCCUGUGCUGUUUCAGUGGCCAAGUACUUUCUAAGAUCACUGUUGAGCCACUGGAAAACUACCCCCUAAACCAACUGCAGGAGGGAGAGAGUGCAGAACAGCAGUCCCUGGGCCACAGCAUGCACUGUGCCAGAGUGACUUUGACCCUCUGGCACAGUGCUUAUAUGGUCAACAGUUCAGAUAGAGCCACUGGCUGCCUGUGGACUCAAACU